Messenger RNA from Balaenoptera musculus (blue whale), 1325 nucleotides. It is a transcript of the gene SFTPD, whose product is annotated as surfactant protein D. The record is from RefSeq and is a predicted model, not a curated record. The transcript has 8 exons. The coding region runs from base 63 to 1190 and encodes 375 amino acids. NCBI's taxonomy places the organism in Eukaryota, Metazoa, Chordata, Mammalia, Artiodactyla, Balaenopteridae. Gene Ontology annotation, cellular component: rough endoplasmic reticulum; multivesicular body. Gene Ontology annotation, biological process: positive regulation of phagocytosis; surfactant homeostasis.
AGUGCCUGCCAGGAAACUCUAAUUUGCCUGGAGAUUCUAGAGCCCUAGAGGAAGCAACUGACAUGCUUCUCCUCCCUCUCUCCAUGCUGAUCCUGCUCUCAUGGCCCCCAAGGUCUCUGGGGGCAGAAGUGAAGACCUAUUCCCAGAAAACACUGGCCAACGCCUGCACCCUGGUCGUGUGUAGCACCCCGGAGAAUGGCCUUCCUGGUCGUGAUGGACGAGAUGGGAGAGAAGGCCCCCAGGGCGAGAAGGGGGAUCCAGGUUUACCAGGACCUGUAGGAGGAGCAGGGAUGCCUGGACCAGCUGGCCCAGUUGGGCCCAAAGGGGACAAUGGCUCUGCUGGAGAACCCGGGCCAAAGGGAGACACUGGACCACCUGGGCCUCCAGGACCUCGAGGUAUGCCUGGUCCAGCUGGAAGAGAAGGUCCCUCAGGGAGGCAGGGGAACAGAGGACCUGCAGGUGCACCAGGCCCCAAAGGCGAGACUGGACCCAGUGGAGAAGUGGGUGCCACAGGCAUGCAGGGCUCCCCAGGGACAAGAGGCCCCGCAGGUCUUAAAGGAGAGAGAGGUGCCCCCGGUGAACGCGGAGCCCCUGGAAGUGCUGGGGCAGCAGGGCCUUCUGGAGCCAUAGGUCCACAGGGACCUGCAGGUGCCAGGGGCCCCCCAGGACUGAAGGGGGACAGAGGUGCUCCUGGAGAAAGAGGAGCAAAGGGAGAGAGUGGACUCCCAGACAUCACUGCUCUCCGGCAGCAGGUGGAGACCUUACAGGGACAGCUAAAACGCCUCCAGAAUGCUUUCUCUCAGUAUAAGAAAGUGGAGCUCUUCCCCAGUGGCCGGGGUGUCGGGGAGAAGAUCUUCAAGACGGGAGGUUUUGAAAAAACUUUUCAGGAGGCACAGCAGGUAUGCACACAGGCCGGGGGACAGGUGGCCUCCCCACGCUCUGAAGCCGAGAACGAGGCCUUGAGACAGCUGGUCAAUGACCUGAACAAAGCUGCUUACCUGAGCAUGACCGACGACAAGAGGGAAGGCAGGUUCACCUACCCCACAGGGGAGCCCCUGGUGUAUUCUAACUGGGCCCCCGGGGAGCCCAACAACGACAGAGACGCGGAGAACUGUGUGGAGAUCUAUCGCAAUGGCAAGUGGAACGACAGGGGCUGCGGAGAACAGCGCCUCGUGAUCUGCGAGUUCUGAGCCCCCGGGGAGGGUGGGGCAUUGCCCAGAGCUGUGUGCUGCCAAUGUCCCAAUAAAAAGGUGAUCCUCAGGGCUUCCCUGGUGGCGCAGUGGUCCAGAAUCCGCCUGCCAAUGCAGGGGACACGGGUUUGAACC